AUUGUUUUGAAAAAACGAUUACGGCAUACACACAAUGCUGAAAAUUGUGAAAUUCGGCCGACGACUAUCGGCGCAAUACCGAACAAUAUUAACCAGUUAUCCGGCUAAAUGGUCAUUCGGACCAGAGCAAAUUGUGAGCACCUGUUUCCAUAAUGGUGUCUGUUGCCGGUCAAAAGACGAUGAUUCAAAUCCAAAGGAUGAGGAUGCAUCAAAAGUCGCGCCGAACAUUGCUUCCAGAUACGAACUGUUCGACGAGCAAAAGGCGGCAGUCAUUUUAGAUGUCGAAGAAGAACGUGACAAAAUGCUCGCGGGUGAAUUGGAAAUUGAAGAGAUCGAAGAUGCUGCACCCAAUCCUUUUGCAGGACUGAAUAUAGAACGUGGAAAGACCGGCGUAUUUGAUAUUGAAGACCUGAUAACUGUAUUAAGACGUGAUAAUGCUGAGAAUAUAUUUGUAUGCACCGUACCAAAAGAAUUAAAAUACGUUGAUUAUAUGGUGGUCAUAACGGCGCGCAGUCACCGACACAUGAAAGCAAUAGCCGAAUUUGUACGGAAAAUGUUUAAAGUCAAGAGGGGCAAAGGCGAUAAAAUACCAAAAAUCGAAGGCAAAAACAGUGACGAAUGGCUUGCAAUGGAUUUGGGAAAUAUUGCGUUACACAUAUUCUCGGCAAAAGUACGCAAACAAUAUGAUUUGGAAAUGCUGUGGAGUGUCGGACCCAAUUAUGAUACCGAAUCAAAUAAACCGGAUCAUCCGAUAUUGGAUAUGUUUAACAAGCAUUCAUUCUUGUUUGGCCAAGCGCCAUCCGAAAAUAGUUUUAGUAAUAGUAGCUCUAGUGGAAGUAAUGUUAAUUUUGAUGAUGAUCGACAUGCGUUGGACGAUGUAAAAAAUAAAUGAAUUAGAAGAGAAACAAAAAUAAAAUUUACCAAAUUUUUAACGCCAUAAA
This is a messenger RNA of Sitodiplosis mosellana (orange wheat blossom midge), 941 nucleotides long. RefSeq lists its product as uncharacterized. Gene Ontology annotation, biological process: negative regulation of translation; negative regulation of ribosome biogenesis. Gene Ontology annotation, molecular function: ribosomal large subunit binding. Lineage: Eukaryota; Metazoa; Arthropoda; Insecta; Diptera; Cecidomyiidae. The record is from RefSeq and is a predicted model, not a curated record. The coding region runs from base 35 to 892 and encodes 285 amino acids. The transcript has 2 exons. Gene Ontology annotation, cellular component: mitochondrion.